CUUGAGUAAUUUAUUAGUACAUUUAACUUUACAUUUUUAUUUCGUGUACUUGUAUUUAUAAUAAAAUAUUCAACUCACGGAACUCAAAAAGGAAAACAAAUUUUCCUCUUAACAGCUACAAGGUAUCAAUUAUUCUGAACACCGAAAGGAAAAUAGCAAAAAAUCAAAAAUGAGAAAACGAAUAGUUAAUUUCAUGGCGAAUUAACUUUCGUGAUCGCACAAAUAUUACUUUUGCAAUGAUUUUGAGAAUCAAAUAACAGUCCGUGGUAUAGACGAAGCACCGUGAUGAAGAUCACAAAAUAAAAUCAAAUAAUAAUGUGCAAUAUUUUUUUAAUUGGGAUUGUCUUUUUACAUUGUUUACUACCGGCCCAACUUGACAAGUAUGACGUUCUAUUAAUACCAGUACAGAAAAUUCCGAUCAAAACGAAAAAUGUGAUCUACGCACCAAUGAGACAGAGGUCUUCAAAAAGAUUCAAAAAGGAUGACUUUGAUAGACUUGACAUUGAGUCUUAUGAGGAGGCGACAGAAAUGCCAGAUGUAGACAGCUUUGAUUAUGGUAAAGACCGAGAUGGAGAGAGGACUGAGGAAUCUCAUGAUUUUGAAUCUAAUUAUGGAGAUGAUAAAAUUGUUGGUGGUGUAGAAGUUGAUAUAAAUCUGUAUCCUUACCACGUGUCUUAUGGUACUAACUGUGGUGGAGCUAUCGUUGAUAAGAGAUGGGUUGUAACAGCUGGACAUUGUGGGAAAAAGCCGUAUAUAAGAGCGGGCUCAAAAUACAUAAAUCAAGGAAAGAAGAUAUCUGUCAAAAGAGGCUAUGUACAUCCAAUGUGGUCUUCUAAAAAGAAAGACCAUCCAUUUGAUUACGAUUUCCAAUUAUUAGAAUUGAGUGAACCCUUGAAAUUUGACGAAAAUAUCCAGCCAAUCAAAAUAGCUCAUAUUGAAGACAUGGUUAUUGGUAAAGUUGUUACAGUCACUGGUUGGGGUAAUACUGAAGAAAAUGGUCCAUAUUCCAAUGUACUUCGAGCCGUAAGAGUACCAAUUAUAUCCAAGGAGCACUGCCAAAAUGUACCGUUCCCGUACUUUAGAGGAACUCUGACAGCUAGAAUGUUCUGUGCUGGAUAUGCUGAAGGGAAAAAAGAUGCUUGCCAGGGUGAUUCCGGUGGACCUGCAGUGGCUUACGAUCGUCUCCUAGGAAUGGUUUCCUUCGGCUACGGUUGUGCAACUCCUGGAUCCUAUGGUGUCUACAGUAAAAUUGCCAAAGUCAGGAGUUGGGUGGAACAGACAACUGGAAUUAAAUUUGACUAAACGAUUUUGUACAGACUCGAAAUAUAAUAUUUUGGAAC
Helicoverpa armigera (cotton bollworm) is the source of this 1340-nucleotide messenger RNA. Its product is annotated as trypsin-1. Gene Ontology annotation, molecular function: serine-type endopeptidase activity. NCBI's taxonomy places the organism in Eukaryota, Metazoa, Arthropoda, Insecta, Lepidoptera, Noctuidae. Gene Ontology annotation, biological process: proteolysis. The coding region runs from base 316 to 1302 and encodes 328 amino acids. The record is from RefSeq and is a predicted model, not a curated record. The transcript has 5 exons.